Insectozyma verbasci is the source of this 3092-nucleotide messenger RNA. NCBI's taxonomy places the organism in Eukaryota, Fungi, Ascomycota, Pichiomycetes, Serinales, Debaryomycetaceae. The record is from the annotation of a GenBank genome assembly.
AUGUUUAGACCUUAUGGAAGUGAUGAUAUUAGAAUUGUUUCAGAUGCUUCGAGAUUUGACUUUCAAAAUAAUUUCCCCAAAUUAAGAGGAUCAAGAAAUUCAACACCUACUAAUUCAGAUAUUUAUGAAAAAGAUACAACGUCGAGUAAAGUCACAUUAGAUACAAUUAUACCAUUAUAUAGUUCAAAAAUAAAUGAAGGUCAACAAAAUAGAAGAUAUCAACCAUUACAAAAUUACAUAUCUGACGAAUCAUCAAUUCAUAUUCCGAAACAAAGACAACAAAAUAAAGUACGAUUCUCAGUUGGUAUUCAAGUACCUCAAGAUACUAUAAAUAGUCAACCACCUAGUCUACCUCCAAAAGAUGAAAUACCAAUAAGAACAAAAUCUCAAAAAGAAUUUUUACCAUACCCUGAAUCAAUAAUCGAUAAUCAAAAUGAUUUACCUCCAUUACCUACCCCACAAGAAAAGUUAGGAUCAUUACAACAUAAGGAACUUCCUUUCGAAGAAGAUAAUUCUAGUGUUUUAUCACGACAGCAACAUCUUGAACAUGAUUUAGUUAAACGAGUAAUGAAUCGUCCUUUAAUUUCAAUUAAGGCCGAUCGAUUCGGUGAACAAUUUCAUAAUAGGAAAUUAACAAUCACGAUAAAUUUCCUAUUAUAUCUAUUUGAAAUGUUAGUAUCUAUUAUCAUUAUAGUUUUGUCUUCAGUGUUGAUCAAAAUUGACAAUGAGAUAGAUGAUGGUUAUUAUAGAUAUUUUAUAGCUGAUGGCAUAAUAUCAUUAAUUAUUUCAUUGCUUUUCAUGUUUCAAAUUAUAAAUUAUGAGAAAAGGAAUGGAAGUUUUUAUUGUCUUGCAGCUACCAUAAUGAAAUUUGUUAGUUUUAUAAUCAUUAUUGCCGUGAUAUUCCCCGAUUCAAGUCAUAUAAGUAAUAAAAUUUGGUCAAUUAGGAGGUGUAUUGGUGCUUUUAUUAUCAUAUCUACUUUCCUUUGGUUAAGUAAUUUAAUUAUGUUCAUUACUACAUUAUACAUAUCAAGGUUAAAUUUAUUAGAAGAUAUAAAUUUUGAUUUUGCAGAACAAGGAGCUGUUGAAAAACCAGAGAAAUAUCCAACUCAAAAACACUAUAAUGAUUUACCACCUGAAAGAACACCAUUAAAAGAAUAUUAUUUAAAUGAACAUGGAGAAAUGUAUGCAUUAAAUAAUGAAAUGGAAAAGAGUCAGCAUAAACAUAAGAAUAAGAUUUUGGUAUAUACUUUCUAAGUUUCUGAUUUUUUAAUGCCAGUUUUUUGUUACAACAUACAAAUUACCGCCUAAGGUUUUAUUUUGCAAACAUUUGUUAUAUUACACACAAUUUUUUUAACAUAUCAAAUCAAGCUAUAAUGAAGCUAGUAUAUUUAUUAUUGUAUUUAUCAAUUGGAUAUUCAUUAUUAUUGCCUCAUGAUUGGACAAGUAUUGUUAAACCAAGUUUAUAUUCAAUAAAAGAAACAAAACAAAAAUUAUUAAUUAAUUUGCAAUCUUUGUUUUCAAAUAUAACUGAAGAAUUUCAAAAUUAUUCAUAUAAUAAAAAUGAUACAUUAUAUUUCUUACCUAAAGAAUUAAUAAAUCCUACAAUUCUUCUGUCGAUAGGAGAUCAAUGGUUAAAUUUAUCUAAUACUGAACAUAUAUUACUCCCUAAAGAUUUUAAGACAUUUUUCUUGUUUAAUGGGACAGAUGAAGAUAGUCAACCAUUUAACAUAUUCAAGAAUAAUAAAUCAUUUGAUAUCAAUAAGUUUUUAAUCAAUUCCGUUCCAUUUAGUAUUCCAGAUUUGAUUCAAUUACAUGAUUAUUUUUUGGUAUUACCUUCUGCAUAUUUUAAAAAUGUUUCAAUUUAUCAAAAUUCAUUAAUUCACUUACCAAAGUCUCAAUUACCAUUAUUUAGAAACCAAUUGAGUGAAAAUAAACCAAUGAUGGUGUUUAUGUUCAAUCAGACCAAGAAAGAAUUGAUUAAAAAUAAUCCAAUUAUACAUAUUAAGAAUUAUCUAAAACAGGAAACAGCACCAGUUAGUAAUUUCUUUGAUAAGUUUGCUAAUAUUUGGUUAAAUCAAUUGAAUUAUGAUUCUUUAGUUCAUGCUAUUUAUUGUAAUUUACAUUAUAAAGACAGUCCAUAUUGUGUUAAAAUUAGUUCAUCAAAUAUUGACAUAUUUCCAAUCUACAAAUAUCAAAAAAUGAACAAAAGAGAAGAAACAGUUGAUAUUGAAGAAGCUAAAGAUGAUGAAAAGGGAAUUGAAGAAGUUGAAGCUAGUGAUAGUGACGAAGUGGAAUCUCAAGCGAUUAGACAAUUACAUGAUGCAAUAGUGGAUAAGAAAAAAGGUAUGAUUGAUUUCAAAAAGUCAUUAUUUUAUGAGCCUAAAGAAACAAUUGAAGAAAUAGAUGAAGCUAUUGAUCAUAAAAUCGAUGUUGGAAAGACUAAAUUUGUCAAUACCAAAGAUGCUUUAAUAGGUAAACUAGAUGAUAAGAAAACGUCAGUCAAAUCAGUACUUGAACAUAAGGCUGAUUUUAUAGAUGAUAAGACAGAUGCAGUUGCAGAUAAAUUAAUCAGAACAAAGCAUAAAAUAUCAGCACUAAAAUUUGAUCCUAGAAUAUUUGAUAAAUCAAAAUUGGAAAAAUUAGAAGAAGAAUACGAUGAGAAAUACAAAUAUAUUGAUGAUAUAUUUGAUGAUAAAUUACAUUAUGAUAAUUUAAACAUUGAUGAGAAAGAAGAUUUUGAAGAAUUGCCUAAAUAUAGUAAUGAUAACUCAUAUAUCAGUAAAAGAAAUGAAGAAGAAUUACCAAAAUACAAUAAUGUUAAUUCAUAUAUUGAAAAAAUGAAUGAAGCACCAGUUCCUAAAAAUGAAGGAUUUUAUUCAUUUCCAAUUUCAUUAUUAAAUUUUUCACAAAUUGAUAAUCCACCUAGGAAAACUACAUAUUCACAAGUGAUAAAUUUACAAGAAACAAAAAAGAAAAUCAUGAAAAGAUCUAUUCAAUUCUCAGAUGAUGAUGACUGUAAACCUAUAACUUGGUAUAACUUAUUCCAUUAUUCAAUUUUUGGAGAACCUAAAUUUUGUAAAGAUCAAUCAUAG